Molecule: messenger RNA, 714 nt
Organism: Galeopterus variegatus (Sunda flying lemur)
Lineage: Eukaryota; Metazoa; Chordata; Mammalia; Dermoptera; Cynocephalidae
Product: granzyme M-like
Exons: 5
Coding region: 46-714 (222 amino acids)
Biological process (GO): proteolysis
Molecular function (GO): serine-type endopeptidase activity
Source: RefSeq, a predicted model, not a curated record
CAGAUCAUUGGGGGUCACGAGGCUGCCCCCCACUCACGCCCAUACAUGGCCUCACUGCAGAAAGCUGGCUCCCACCUGUGCUGGGGGGUCCUCGUGCACCACCAGUGGGUGCUGACAGCUGCCCACUGCCUGGCCAAGCCAUUAGGACAGAUGAGGCUGGUGCUGGGGCUGCACCACCUCCACGACCUCCACCUCGCCUUUCACAUCGGGAGGGCUGUCCAACACCCUGACUACAAGCUGGCCCCAGACCUGGAGAACGACCUUGCACUGGUUAAGCUGGACAGGAAGGUGAAGCCCAGCAGGACCAUCCAGCCCCUGGCCCUGCCUAGAAGGCCCCAGGCCAUGGUGGCGGGAGCCUGGUGCCACGUGGCCGGGUGGGGGCCGAUCCCCCAGGGUGGGCAGCUGGCCCAGGCCCUGCAGGAGCUGGAUGUCUGCUUGCUGGACGCCAGAAUGUGCAAUAACAGUCGUUUGUGGCAUGACAGCAUUAUCCCUCACAUGGUCUGCCUAGCUGCUGACUCCAACAACCAAGCCCUCCGCAAGGGUGACUCAGGCAAGACCCUGGUGUGUGGCAAAGGCCGACUAGCUGGGAUCCUGUCCUUCAGCUCUAAGACCUGCACUGAUGUUUUCAUGCCUCCCGUGGCCACGACCAUGGCCCCCUAUGUGUCCUGGAUCCAGAAGAUCAUUGGCCGCUGGCCAUCCCAGCCUGUGGCCUGA